AUGGCAGAUUCACAAAGCCUAGCAGGAACUCGUCAAGAACGUCGAAAGGCAAGCAAAGCCAGACUUGAAAAACGAAGACGAGAAAGAAUUAAUCAAAGUUUUACGGAACUGAAAAAUCUACUAAUUUUGGCAAACCCGUAUAAAGUCUGUGAGAAGUCAGCACCCUAUAGUAGUAAAAGAAAGGCAGAAAUGUUGGAAAAAUUAGUUAUAUAUCUACGGAGCCUUCAGACAGAAUGUUAUUCAGAAGACAAUCCUAUACCUGAAUCUCUACCUACUAACAGUUUUAACAUUGGCUACAGAAAAUGUAUGACUGAGGUUGCUCAGUUUUUGUCAAAGAAUAAACUGGACGAAUCACCAGAGUUCAUGACCCAUCUUUUUUGCCACCUGAAUCGUCGGCUUCAGGAAAUCGGAAACAGUGACAACCGAGAUGAAUCAGGGAAAGAGACAGCGGGAGACUUGGAUUCAAUAUCAAGAAUUUCGCAAAUUCAGUCGAAAGCAAUGACUCAAACAGUUCAGACUCUGGUUCAGCAUGAUAGCUCAAAAACCCCAGAACUUAACCCUAACAGCAUAUCAGCUCUACAAUUCCAACUACCAGUUAAAAGUGCCACCAUUGGACCCGGUUUUUUUUCGGGGGGUUACUAUUUCUGGCCUGUUUACAAUACUAACGAGAAUACCAGCGACUCGGUUGGACACCAUUCCAGAACCGCUAUCGAUAAUACUGAGAAUUAUAGUCAUCUUAGAAUUAGAAUUAUCCAAACGCAGAACCAGGUUGCUACAUCAUCUCAAAGAAAAGCUCAUUGUGAGCAUGAGCGUCCAGGGUGCUUGAAGCAGCCUCUUAACGACAAAAUGUGGCGACCGUGGAGUCGCUCUUAG
Molecule: messenger RNA, 873 nt
Organism: Limulus polyphemus (Atlantic horseshoe crab)
Lineage: Eukaryota; Metazoa; Arthropoda; Merostomata; Xiphosura; Limulidae
Product: transcription factor HES-4-B-like
Exons: 4
Coding region: 1-873 (290 amino acids)
Biological process (GO): regulation of transcription by RNA polymerase II; regulation of neurogenesis; anterior/posterior pattern specification
Cellular component (GO): nucleus
Molecular function (GO): RNA polymerase II cis-regulatory region sequence-specific DNA binding; DNA-binding transcription factor activity, RNA polymerase II-specific; protein dimerization activity
Source: RefSeq, a predicted model, not a curated record